This is a messenger RNA of Mollisia scopiformis, 3901 nucleotides long. RefSeq names its product GPI inositol-deacylase-like protein. Gene Ontology annotation, cellular component: endoplasmic reticulum. Gene Ontology annotation, molecular function: phosphatidylinositol deacylase activity. The coding region runs from base 209 to 3682 and encodes 1157 amino acids. Gene Ontology annotation, biological process: GPI anchor metabolic process; endoplasmic reticulum to Golgi vesicle-mediated transport. The transcript has 2 exons. Lineage: Eukaryota; Fungi; Ascomycota; Leotiomycetes; Helotiales; Mollisiaceae. The record is from RefSeq and is a predicted model, not a curated record.
ACUGACGAAUGCGAAUGUCCCUGCCCGAUAGACUUUUUGGCCGAGUCGCUUAAGCUUUCUGCGCUGAGCUGCGCUACUGUAAUUCCGAGCACCUGCUGCACUGCUCCCGGCUCUCCCUCCUCAAUUUUUGAAGCUGUCUCUGUCCUGCACACAACCUCUCAACCCCCGAGCGAUUGCAUCGUCGCGACGGAGUGUGCAACUUGUUUAGAUGCGGAGGCGGUCUUCUGGAUCCGCCGCAGAGGAAGAAGGCGAAGAUUCCCCAUCGAAUGUCGAAGCUUUUGAAGGGGUAAGGGGAUCGACGACCACGGAUCUCAGCGACCUUCAGACGCCUGCUCGAACCUCAGAUACGCAACACAGUAACACACCACGCGAGCUUGACAGACGGAAAAGCACAGAUAAGAGGCCUUCGACUGCCAGAAGCCGCCGACCGAGCAACACGAAUUGGAAGACGUCAGAACCGCGAAAUGGGACCGUGGAGAAGAAUCGACCUGCCGAAACUCCUGUGAUCAUUGUGCCUUCGAAAGAGGCCAUUGCAGCCGAUAAGAUGGCAGAUUCACGUUCAAAUGCUCGUCGGCCGAGAUUGAGAAGUCCCUGGUCCUGUUCGCCCCUCACACUCGCUACGACGGCGUUGGCUUUGCUUUCCUUGGCCUCCAUUAUACACUCCUUUGUUAGUCGACAGCUAGAUACCAAGGGAUGCCGGAUGUCAUAUAUGAGACCGUCAUUUGCGAAGCUUUCCGAUUUCGACACGGAACAUACGCGUUUCGCUAGCAAAUAUUCAGUGUACCUUUACCGCGAGGGAAUGGUGGACGAGGAUACAAAGGUUAAGGGGGUUCCAGUGCUUUUCAUACCAGGCAAUGCGGGAAGUUAUAAACAAGUGCGGCCUAUCGCAGCGGAAGCAGCAACUUACUUCCACGAUGUUUUACGGCACGAUCCAGCUGCAAUCAGUGCCGGAACACGAAAUCUGGAUUUUUUUACUGUCGACUUCAACGAGGACAUCACGGCUUUUCAUGGACAGACAUUACUGGACCAAGCGGAAUAUUUGAACGAAGCAAUCGCGUACAUAUUGUCUCUCUACCAUGAUCCUCGCAGAUCCGAAAGAGAUCCGGAUCUCCCAGAUCCAACCUCUGUCAUCAUCCUAGGACACUCAAUGGGAGGGAUCGUGGCUCGGACGAUGUUGGUUAUGCCAAACUACCAGUCCAAUUCGAUCAAUACCAUAAUCACUAUGUCUGCUCCUCAUGCGCGACCACCUGUAUCUUUCGACGCAGAAAUUGUCAGGACGUACAAGCAGAUCAACGAUUAUUGGAGGCAAGCUUAUUCGCAAAAGUGGGCCAACAACAAUCCGUUAUGGCACGUCACUUUAAUUUCCAUCGCGGGUGGAGGCCUUGACACUGUCGUUCCCUCUGAUUAUGCAAGCUUGGAGUCAUUGGUACCCGAUACACAUGGUUUUACAGUGUUCACGUCUUCGGUUCCGAAUGUUUGGACAGGUAUGGAUCAUCAAGCUAUCCUCUGGUGCGACCAAUUUCGCAAGGUUGUAGUACGAUCACUAUACGAUGUGAUCGAUGUCAAUCGACCGGCUCAGACGAAACCAAGGGCGGACAGGAUGAGAAUAUUCAAGAAAUGGUACUUGACAGGCAUGGAGAGUGUUGCUGAGAAGACGUUGUCUCAAAAGGAACCCACAACUCUUCUGACCCUUGAGGACAAUUCCAACUCAAUCAUUGCCCAGGGAGAAAGAUUAACACUACGCAAGUUUGGGCAAAACCGCAAGCCUCGGGCACACUUACUGCCAAUCCCACCUCAAGGUACGCCUGGCGGUAAAAGGUUCACGCUUCUGACAGACCAGAAACUUGACAAGCCAGGAGAUUCUGGAAAGCUCGAGGUUUUAUUCUGCAGCGUGUUUCCUCUGCACCCUGGGCAGUCAGCAACGCUAUUUUCGAUGAAUAUGGACCUCUCAGGCGACAGCUCUGGAUCGACCCGAUUGGCCUGUAAGAACGCCGCUUCUGAUGUCAUUGUGUUACCAGCUUCAACAAGGACUACCAAGAAACCAUUCUGGCUUGACGAGGAAGAAGAGGUGCAGCCAUUUUCAUAUCUGCAGUAUGAUCUGGAGGACAUUCUCGACCAUCAGUUUGUUGCUAUUGUUGAUAAAGUGGUGGAUCCUACUCCGGGAUGGGUCAUUGCCGAAUUCAGUGAUAAUGUCCAAUCGCAUCGAAUCCGGUCACUCGGUCUUCGCCGCCUACUAGCCUUCGGUUUGAAGAUCAAGCUUCCCCCGAAUAGGCCCAUGGUAGCAGAGGUCAAGAUCCCUGCUCUGCAUUCGAGCUUGUUGUCAUACAAACUUGAAAUGGGAAAUCAAAUUUGCGGAGAAGAGGCAGAGAUGUUUACACCUCUACUUCGGCAGUACAUUUCAGAACCUUACGAAUCGAAGUACUUUGUCAACGUUAAGCAAGCAGACAUCAAUUUGCAUGGAGUCUCGCCCUAUAUGCCACCAGCCCUCAAAUACAAGAGCGCUCAGGAAGGAAUGAGCCUGCAAUUCUGGACAGAUCCUACAUGCAAUUCUAGCAUCAAGAUCUCCUUGAAGGUUGAUGUUCCUGGAAGUCUUGGAAAGCUCUACAUGAGGUACAGGACAGUUUUCGCAGCCUUUCCGCUCCUGGUCGUUGCAUUGGUCUUAAGAAAGCAGUUCCGUGUUUACGACGAGACAGGAAUCUUUAUGGCCUUUACAGAAAGUUUAGAUUUGUGUCUCCGUCAAUCCCUACCGCUGGUCCUUUUGGCGCUUACAUGCUUGUCGGUCUCUCUGGCGCAAACAAGCUCGUUACCGCCAAAAGCUGCUCAGGCCGGAUUCUGGGGCUGGCGAGGAAAUGCGACAGAAAGCCAGGUAAAUUUCACCAAGAACGAUCUCCUCGUAGGCGCACAGGACCCAUUCUUCUGGUUCAUGGUUCCUCUAAUUGGUCUGGUGUGUGUUGGAGCAUGCGUAAUGUUAAAUUAUGCGGCUUUGGCUGUUACACACGUUUUCAGUAUCGUGUAUGGAUGGCUCAGCGUCAAACCUGCUUGGCUCCGCAAUGAGGAUAAGAGAAGAGCAUUGUCUCCAGCCUUCGCCCCAUCUACACCUCGAAGACGUUUCUUGACAACGGGAAUUCUUCUCUUUCUUGUCUCGACCGUCAUCCCUUACCAAUUUGCAUAUCUGGUCGCAUGCUUGGUACAGAUUGCCACAUGCACCCGCGCUCUUCGAUUUGCCAGAGAGGCUAGAUCCAACACCAACUACAACUUCUACAAUUACGUACACUCAAUCCUGAUCCUCAUGCUCUGGAUCCUUCCCAUCAAUCUUCCCAUAUUGGUUGUCUGGGUGCACAAUCUGGCCGUACACUGGCUGACACCAUUCUCUUCACAUCAUAAUGUGCUCUCCAUAAUGCCUUUCAUCCUCCUGGUUGAAACAUUGACGAGCGGCAAAAUGGUGCCUCGAGUCUCGUCACGCCUUCGUCACCUUACCAGCGUGUUCUUCUUCGGCAUUGCAAUUUAUGCUGCUGUGUACGGAGUGACGUACGCUUACAUGCUGCAUUACCUGGUCAACUUUGUUGCAGCUUGGCUGGUUGCAAUUCACUCGUCGACGUCUUCAUGGUCCCUUUCGGGACUUAGUAGCCUUUUCGAGCAAGAAGUCAAUGAGAACACCAGGAAACGAGGGAAGACGCCUUGAGUACGACCUCUCCUGAACAACACCAAUAUACGAAAUUCAACGAUUCGAUGCAGCAUUUUCGCCUGUCCUCUGUUAGGACCGGCAAACCCUCUAAUACACGCUAGAUUUUCGUUCCAUGCUCAAUUGAGACUAUUACAUUCAUCGGCGUUUCCCACAUACAUGAGCGGUUUCUCUCUAUACGAGAGUUCUCUAGAUUUUCAUUUGCGAGUCUUGCAUACA